Molecule: messenger RNA, 456 nt
Organism: Saccoglossus kowalevskii
Lineage: Eukaryota; Metazoa; Hemichordata; Enteropneusta; Harrimaniidae
Source: RefSeq, a predicted model, not a curated record
GCGGCGUGAGGGCUCAGUGUGUUCGUCGUGUUGAUUUUUUUUAAAGAUGUAAUUUUAAAGCUUGAUAACAUGGGUGCAGGAAGUAGUAAAGCUAGAGCGAGAACUGAUUGGUAUAAGGUCCAUAUACUAGACAAAGAUAACGACCAGUUGGUCCAGGCAACAGGUCGAAUAAAAGUGACGUCAUCUCAUAUGACCUACACCGAUGACCGGGAUGAGUACGUGUUACCGUUACAAAACAUUAUACGUCACUCACUCACUGAUGACGUAUUGACCGUGGAGAUAUCAAAGUUUCAAAGAACAUCCCAACGAGCCGUCUAUUCCUUUAAAUCGGACUCCGCCAAAACUAUCUUCAAAGAAAUCGACCGUAAUUGCAGACAGCUGGCCAAGGGUAUCGCCAAAUCGACGGAGAGAAUGAUGAAGGGAGUUUCUGUAUAGUAGUUUUUCGUGCCAACCGAC